Batrachochytrium dendrobatidis JAM81 is the source of this 5508-nucleotide messenger RNA. RefSeq lists its product as uncharacterized. The record is from RefSeq and is a predicted model, not a curated record. The transcript is spliced from 7 exons. NCBI's taxonomy places the organism in Eukaryota, Fungi, Chytridiomycota, Chytridiomycetes, Rhizophydiales. The coding region runs from base 1 to 5439 and encodes 1812 amino acids. Gene Ontology annotation, biological process: regulation of ARF protein signal transduction. Gene Ontology annotation, molecular function: guanyl-nucleotide exchange factor activity.
AUGGGAAAUGCCAAUUCGAGCGACUUUUUUAUUCGUAUGGCGUUGGAUAUGCUUCAAAAUUCUAAAGAAAGUCGUAGAAGCGAGCCACUUAAAGCAGCCAUCAGAACCGCCAUGAACGCGCUGGAUAAUGCAGAAACUCAGCAAGCACCUAUAUCCAUAUUCAAGCCAUUUCAGAUUGCAUGUGAAUCUGGAAAUGCAGAGUUGGCUACUAUAGCCAUUGACUGUAUGGGGAAAUUAUUUACCUACAACUAUUGGGGUCGAGUAAGUGAAGAGUUUGAGCCUACAAUGAAGGAUGGGUUCCAGGCUAACAUGAUUUCUUUUGUGAUUAGCACAAUCUGUAAUGCGUUUGCUGGUGAAAGCACAGAUGAAAAGGUUCAACUUCAAAUCAUCAAGGCACUUCAAGCUGCCUUGUCAACUACAAACUCUGCAUAUACCCUGCAUGGCGCAAUUCUUUUAAAAGCCAUUAGAACCACGUACAAUGUAUUUUUGUUGUCAAAAUCUCAAGAUGUUCAAACUGUUGCUCAAGGCACAGUCACCCAAAUGAUCCAAAGUGUGUUUAGUCGUGUUCCCCGUCCACCUGGAAGUCAAUCCCCAGUCACCCAACAUAGAAAAUCAGGUUUAUCAUCUUCUUCGUCCAAGGACUUUUCAGAUCGCUCAAAACAGCUAUCCACAAAGCCUCCCACUUCUAGAGUGCCAGAUUCUGUCGAUUUGUUGGCAGGAUCGGAAAGCGUUGAUGUGACUGUGACUGUGACAUGUGAUGAAUCGUCACUACAGGAGUUAUCUAGCAAUCCUACUAUUUCUGUAUACAGUAGUACCCCAGACAUUAGCAAAAAGUCGCCCAAUCUAACAGGAUCUCAUACAAGAAAAGAAACAGCAACAAUUACAGAUAACGUGCUUCCAUCGACUCCAUUUGGAAAUCAAUCUUUAAAAGAUGCCUUUAAAGUCCUUCGAACAUUAUGCAUUCUCAGUAUGAAGCCUAUUCCAUCUCAAGAAGGAUCAAUGGAUUUACGAUCUCAACCCGUCCGAUCUAAACUUUUGGCACUGCAUCUCAUUAAUGCCGUUCUAGGAUCACACACUUAUGUUUUCAGCACCAUCUCCAGCAUUGCAUUUAAUUCUAAAGAUCUAAACAAAGAAGUAGAUCCAAUGACAUUCACAGAAGCAGUUAAAGAGUUUUUGAUCUUAUCAUUGAGUCGAAAUGCCACAAGUGUUAUCCUUCCAGUGUUUGAAGUGUCAAUGGAAAUCUUUGGUAAAUUGAUGUUGCAUAGUCGUGCUGGUCUCAAGCGUGAAAUUUCAGUAUUUUUUACCGAGAUCAUCAUUCCAAUUCUUGAUUCAAAAAAGAACAUUCCAUGGUAUCAACGUUACACUCUACUCAAAUGUUUACAAAAAAUAUUCGGCGACUCGAAUGCUGAAGGUGGACGCAUGUUGGUUGAAAUCUAUCUCAACUAUGAUUGCGAUCUUGAAGCUACAGCAAAAGAAAAUAUCUGGGAACGAUUGAUUUCGGCAUUGGCUAAAAUAGCCUCUCAGCCAAUUGAUGGCUCGACUCAGCCACCACUUACUCCACUUUUUACAUCCUGCUACGUAAAUGUUAUUCCCGGUUCUGCUCCAGCACUGACCACAAAUAAUUUAGUGGCAUUGUCCCGAGAUCAAGUACGAGAUAUCUACUCUGCUGUAGGAGAUACUCGUGAGUUGAAAAAACGAGGUCUAGAAUUGAUUUCUCGAGGUAUUCUGGGUCCUUUAGUUAAAUGGUGCCAGCUACGUACUGAAAAAUUGCAGCAAAAUCUGGAUGAUCAAGACAAGAAAAAAUCAAACGAUACAGACGACGGAUUAUUUGGAGUUGGCGGUCUACGUCUUAUCACUGAAGGUGAUGAAGAAAAGCAAAUGAGUAGAAUUGGUUCUAUUCGAGCUGAAGAUGAUCCUACUGCGUUUGAAAAUCUCAAGCAUCGUAAACAAGUCAUGAUUGAAGGCAUCAAGCGAUUCAAUUCUAAGCCCAAAAAGGGUAUGCAAUUUUUACUCGACUCCAACUGUAUUUCAACUCGCACACCACGAGAUAUUGCUCGAUUUUUACUCACCGCUGAAGGGUUGAGCAAAGGAAUGAUUGGUGAAUUUCUUGGCGAGGGUGACGAUGAAAACAUUGCCAUUAUGCAUGCAUUUGUCGACGAAAUGGAGUUUACAAAUCUUGGGUUUGUUGAAGCACUCCGCACGUUUUUACAAAGUUUCCGUCUUCCUGGUGAAUCUCAAAAAAUCGAUCGGUUCAUGCUGAAAUUUGCAGAACGGUAUCUUAAAGGCAAUCCCAAAGCAUUUUCGAGUGCAGACACCGCAUAUGUGCUUGCGUAUUCAGUGAUCAUGCUCAACACUGACCAGCACAAUGCACAGGUCAAGCGAAAGAUGACAAAAGCUGAUUUUUUGAAAAACAAUCGAGGCAUUGAUGAAGGAAAAGACCUUUCGAUCAAUGUACUUGAACAAAUUUUUGAUGAAAUCAAUGCCAAUGAGAUUGUCAUGAAAGACGAGGUGGCAUCAAAAUCAAAAGAAGCAGCUAAACUGGCCAAACCAAAUACACUCGGGUUACCUGUUGAUGUAGACAACCUUCUUUUUGGAAAACCCAGAAAAAGUGACGGUCAACCAGGAAUUAGUAAAACAACUGAAAACAUGGCACUUAAAACAGAGGCAAUAUUUACAAAUAUGCGAAGCAAAACAGCUACCGCUCGAUCUCCAACCAAAAACGAGAUGGGUACUUGCGAAACCAAAGGUGUUUCGCGUAAUCGACCUACUUCAUUUUACUCUGCAAGCCACUACGAACAUGUAAAACCCAUGUUCCAGCUUAUAUGGAUGUCUAUUCUUACAGCAAUAAGCUCUCCACUUCAAGAAACAGACGGUAUUGAUACAAUUGCAAUUUCUUUAGAAGGGUUUAGAUCAGCUGUGCAUAUUGCAUACUUGUUUGAAAUGGAUCUAGAAGCCAAGGCUUUUGUUUCAACACUGGGAAAAUUCACCAUUCUCAAUAACAUUCAAGAAAUGCGAGCUAAAAAUUUUGAAGCGAUCCGUGCCCUGCUAGAUAUUGCUUACAUGCAAGGCAACUCUUUAAAGGACUCAUGGAGUGUUGUUGUUUUAUGUAUCAGUCAAUUAGAAAAACUUCAAAUUGUAGGCGGAGUGGCUGCUGAAGAUGCGUCUCGCACUCGAGGUGUGUCUGAACGAUCAACAACAAAAGGAAACUCUUCAUCUCGAGUAUCUGGACGCGGUGGUGUACUUGAUGAUGUAGCUGCAGAAGCCAGUUCUCAAACAAUGGCAUUAUCGGUAGAUCGCAUAUUCACCGCAAGUGCAAAAUUGUCGGGUUCUGCCAUUCUCGACUUUGUUCGAGCACUAUGUGAAAGUUCGUGGGAUGAAAUCAAGUCCAGUUCUGAUCGUGAACAUCCACGCAUGUACUGCUUACAAAGACUUGUGGAGAUUUCAUACUACAAUAUGCGUCGUAUUCGUGUUGAGUGGUCCAACAUUUGGGCCAUUCUUGGAAUUCAUUUUAAUCAAGUUGGUAGUUAUCCAAACACUAAUGUUGCGUUUUUUGCUGUCGAUAAACUCAGACAGCUGGCCAUGAAGUUUUUGGAAUUAGAAGAGCUGCCCAAUUUCAAGUUCCAAAAGGAUUUUUUGCGACCAUUUGAAGAGAUUUUACGCAGCAAUGUUGACAUCAAAGUCAAGGACAUGUGCUUGGCAUGCAUUCAGCAAAUAGUGACGGCCAAAUCAAAGAAUCUGAUGAGUGGCUGGAAAAUGCUGUUUGGUGCUCUUCUUCGUCCAUCUCGUGAUACCAAUGAGCCGCUCGUCACACAAGCAUUUGAAAUCAUCAAAGUGAUAUACAAGACAAGUUUUGAAAAUGCUUUGGCGAAUUCAGCUUAUCCAGAGUUUGUUGCGUGUGUCGUCGAAUUUUGUAAAAAUGCCAAAUUUGUAAGAAUUAGUUUGAGUGCAGUAGAACUAUUGCGUCAGUCUAUUGGCCGAGUUGUUGAGAUACUGUCCAAACAAGAUCGUAUUAAUACAGGGAAAAACACGAUUGCAACUCCAUUGCAUCUUGAGGAAUUGACUUCUCCAGAACGUUAUUGGAUGCCGGUGUUAUUUGGCUUACAAGAUGUUAUCAUGACUUCCGAGUUGGAAGUUCGAUCCAAAGGGUUGCAGUAUUUGUUUGAGGUGCUGCGUGCUCAUGGGGAUACGUUUAGUUGUGAAUUCUGGACUCUGUUGGCAAAAGGAGUGCUAUUCCCAAUCUUUGACGAUCUCAAGCAUUCCGGAUCCACAAGCCUUGCCAAUUCAAAAUUUGCCAACAAGGAGGAAAUGAGCAUUUGGCUAUCAACAACUUUGAUUCAAGCACUUCGACAACUUGUGGAUUUGUUUUCACUCCAUUUUGAUAGUUUGCAAUUUAUUCUUGGUAGUAUGCUCGACAUUCUUCGAACGUGUUUGACCCAUGAAAACGAAGCACUGUCAAGAAUCGGUUCUGCUUGUUUAACUCAACUUAUUGAACACAACGCUGCUCGAUUCAACACCGAGCAAUGGAACAGCAUUGUUGAAUCGUUUGAAAGUCUGUGUCAUGAAACCACGCCGUAUUUUUUGUUUUUUAAUGUGGAAGCUACUCGUGAUUCUGAUGGCCAACAAUUAUCUGAUGAGAUCAAUCCCGCUGAUCUGGAUCCAGAUUUGGCUUUUCUUAAACAACCGUUUGGUCCAGCACCAGAAAAAGUUGAAUUUCAGCGACAACUUAGCAACUGCGUUUUGCAUCUACUUAUUAUUCAAACACUCAAUGACACCAUGCUUUCUGGAUCAAAUGAUGUGGUAUAUAAGGCUUUGGCUGCAGAUCAUUUGUUUAGACUUUUGGACUGUUUUGAACAGAGUUUUCGAUUUGCCAGAGCAUUCAAUAGAUAUACGAGUCUGAGGGUAGCACUGUAUCGUCUUGGCUAUAUGAAGCAGAUGCCCAACUUGUUAAAACAAGAGACGCUAAGUGUAACUGCGUAUAUUCGGUGCAUGACCAAGAUUUUGUUGGAUCAAUCACCAGAUAAAUUGUUGUUGAGAGAACAAUCUGAAAAAAAGCUUAUUCCAUUAUGCAUCCAAGUGCUAUUACAUUAUAAUUCAUUUGAUGGAGAGGCAAAACGGCGUAAUUUGAAUUCAUGGAAACCAGUAAUUGCCAUGAUCCUCAAUACUGUGGUGGAUUUAGACAAUUCUCAAUUCAGUCGACAUAUCAAACAAUUCUACACUCAUGUAACAAAUUUAUUAUUGCAUGAUAUGGGACCAGAGUUCCGAUUGGUGCUGCAUUCGAUUUUCAUAAGAACUGGCACCACGUUUGCAAUUACAUCAGAUGAAACGUUUGUUGCUCCAACUACUGAAAACUCUAUUUUGGCUACAGAGUCUGUAUCAGAAAAAGAAGAUUUACUACCUGAAGGAGGAAAUGAUAUUGGAAGCUCUACUCUAGAAUCAUAAGUAAACUUAUCGCUAUAAAUAUGAUUUAUAUAGCUCACAGUGCAAGGAGAGAAUAAAAUACAAUACAGU